This is a messenger RNA of Gavia stellata (red-throated loon), 498 nucleotides long. RefSeq names its product protein phosphatase 1 regulatory inhibitor subunit 1C (gene PPP1R1C). Lineage: Eukaryota; Metazoa; Chordata; Aves; Gaviiformes; Gaviidae. The record is from RefSeq and is a predicted model, not a curated record. Gene Ontology annotation, biological process: intracellular signal transduction. Gene Ontology annotation, molecular function: protein phosphatase inhibitor activity. Gene Ontology annotation, cellular component: cytoplasm.
AUGUGGAAUCUGGGAGUUGCUCAGCUCACGCAGAUUCCGGUGCUAAGUGGGGAGCUACAGCGGUUCCUGAGGAGCACUCAGCCUGGCUGCGGGGAGGGCGCCCGGGGAGCGGCGCAGACCAAGUCCAGCUCCAGGCUCUUCUCUCCUCUGACUCACCUCAGCAUCACGAUGGAGCCCAACAGCCCUAAAAAAAUACAGUUUGCUGUGCCACUGUUUCAGAGUCAAAUAGAUCCCGAGGCAGCUGAGCAGAUCAGGAAAAGAAGGCCUACACCAGCAUCGCUCGUCAUCAUGAAUGAACACGUGCCCCCAGAAAAAGAUGAGAAGAGAACAAACAUCUCACAGGCAGAGUCCCAGAGCGCCUCUCCCAAGCAAAGGAAGCAGAGCGUCUUCACCCCGCCUGCCCUCAAAGGGAUUAAGCAUCUGAAGAGUCAGAGUGAUUCAGCGUUUCCAGAGGAAGAAGAGGGAGUUAGUGAAAGGGAAGAGGAAUGGGGCCAUUAA